Messenger RNA from Metschnikowia bicuspidata var. bicuspidata NRRL YB-4993, 1836 nucleotides. RefSeq lists its product as uncharacterized. Gene Ontology annotation, molecular function: copper ion binding; oxidoreductase activity. The transcript has a single exon. The record is from RefSeq and is a predicted model, not a curated record. Bases 1 to 1836 code for a protein of 611 amino acids. NCBI's taxonomy places the organism in Eukaryota, Fungi, Ascomycota, Pichiomycetes, Serinales, Metschnikowiaceae.
AUGGCCCGCUUUUCCUUUUUGUAUCCGUUGUAUCUCUGCCUUGUGCCGUGGUGUGGCGCCGAAACAAGGACGUAUGAGUUCACGCUAGGCGAGGCUUACGUAGCGCAAGACGGCACCUACAAGGCCAUCAAAACCAUCAACGGCGCUUCUCCGGGCCCCACCAUCGAAGCGGACGAAAAUGACUGGAUUAGCGUCAAGGUCGUCAACCAUCUACAGGUCCCUGCAGCGGUCCAUUUCCACGGCAUUCUUCAGCGGGGCACCCCGUGGCUGGACGGCGUGCCGGGAAUUACACAGCGCCCCAUAGCCAGCGGAAGCUCGUAUACUUAUUUUUUCCAGGCGAAAGACCAGUGCGGUGCCUUCUGGUACCACUCGCAUUACCGGGGCUACCUGUCAGAUGGGCUAUAUGGGCUCAUCUACAUCAGGCCCGCCGCCCAGCGCCAGCGGCCGUAUGCGCUGGUCACAAAGUCGGCCGGCGAACUCCAGGCCAUUGCCGAACUCGAGAAACACCCAGCCAGCCUCAUUGCGGACGACUCGUUCCACGUGUCCACCGACACCUUGUUCCUCCGCAUGUUCCAGCACGGGAUCGACCCGCUUUGCAUCCAGAGCAUUGUGGUCAACGGCCAGGGCCGCGUCGUGUGCCACCAGCCCCGCCUGUUCCGGCGCUUGGCGGCCAAGAACCCGUUCCUCAUGCAGAUCCCGGAGUUCGACUCUCUCGGGUGUGUCAAGGACCCGGCCCUCCGCAUGUUCGACGGCCUGCCCAUUGACCACGAGGGCCUCCAGGCCCCUGGGUUUUCGGGCCCGUGCCACGCCACCAGGUCCCCGGUGCAUGUACACUUCACUAACCACUCCCGGUGGCAGUACAUCAACGUGUUGAACCCCGGCGGCCAGAACACAAAGGCCUUCUCCAUCGACGACCACCCCUUUUUCCUAGUGGCAGUGGACGGGGUCUUUGUGCAUCCCAAACAGUACCACUCGCUCCUCAUACCCGUUGGAUCCAGAUGCACAGUUCUAGUCGAGACGGACCCGGACAAGCACGUGGAUGUCCUGCGGCCGUUUGCCAUCCGCUUUGCUGCGUCCCACACGCCACAGUAUAUCGAGGGCAUCGCGCUUCUUUUCUACGGGCACAGCAAUGAAGCCCAUGCGUCACUUGAGCUCGAUCAAGACUUCACGGCGUAUGCUCACGGCACAAAGUACCAGGACUUGGACGGCCAGCUUCUCUCGAGAACCGACAGGUCUGGCUGGCUGCACGAGACAGAGCCGUUCGAGACCUCCAGCUUGUUGACCGCCGCAGGGGCCGCGGACGUGACCUACAACUUCUUCCUCCGCAUGUUUGAUACCGUGCAGUUCACCAUGUUCGCCAGUCGGGCACAGCUCUCGCCGCACUUCGAAACGUCGAGGCCUUUGCUCGAUGUCUGGUACGACAGCCGGCUAGACGACCUACCUCCUGCGGACCAGAGCGCCAUUUUGCAUCCGCCGGCCCGCAUGGGUCAGACUGUGGAUUUGAUCAUCAACAACAACAAGCACAUCAACCACCCAAUCCAUCUCCACGGCCAUUACGUACAUCUUUUGAGCUAUAGUGUCCACGAAAACUUUCCCUUCUCGACACUCACGGACGCAAUCGAGGGAAACUGCUCCACCCUUAAUGUGAAGAACCCCCCGCUUUUGGACGUGGUCUUGAUACCGGUGGGGGGUCACGCUGUACUAAGAUUUGUGGCCGAUAACCCCGGCAUAUGGUUGCUUCAUUGCCACAAUAUCGGACACCUAAUGGGCGGCAUGGGCGCUAUCUUAUUGGAAGCGCUUGAAGAUAUACCUCAAAUGGCACCGCCGGAGGGUUAG